CUCUAAUUUACAAAUCUGUUUAACUUUCUGGCACCAGUUGUCUGUCGACCGGAGAACCCCUUUAACACUCCUUUUUUUAAUUUUUUUAAAAUAAUUAACAUAUAAUUAACAUACUUUGUAUGUUAUUACUAUUCCAUUUUAUCUGGGUAUAUGUGACUACAAUACACUCUAUGCCAUCGAAACGCACCAAGGAUUGAGCUUUUUCUAACAAAAACAUUAACAAAGCGAAAUGUCUAGUUAUUCUGCUUCUAGGUGCUCGGUGUCGGGGGUGAAGCAGACUCAGUGUCCCUCUGUCGGGCUUUGAUAUGACGUCAGUUCUUGGCUUCAAGAUGAAAGGGCACUCUGGAGAUAAAAGACUGAGCCUGUACCUGAAGGUCUGUAAGAGCCCAGAUGUACAAGAAGCACCCUGCCCGCCCAGGCAGCACACUGUACCAGCCGAGUCACCGGCCAAGAAGGCGGGCAUCGUUGGACAUCCGAGAUCGUAAUGGACGCUGCGGCUUGCAUGACUCUAAAUAAAGAGCGGGGCAAGAACCAACGCGGGUGGUGUGUAUCCAGAAAACGGUAUGAACCUUAGCAUUUUAUUUGAUUAAAGGCCCCCAUGCGGAGCUACCAAGACAAGACUGUGCAAACUUCGUCUCCAGAGAGCGACAUCCAGCCUAAUGGAAAAGCGAAGGGUCAGAAUGAUCAAUGGAAUCGCAGGAACGCCGCCUCCGCCGGCUCACAGUUACAUCAACAGCAGCAUCAGAGUCCUUAUAUCAUGGUCAGCCCUCCAGCCGCCAUCAACUCCUCUUCAUACCUGCGGGCACUGCUACAUGAGAAUAAGCAAGCCGUGGUGAUCCAUCCAAUCACCAGAGACUCUUCUUCUCAGUCUCCUGCCCUACAUGUGACAUCUCCUACUUUACCAACAUUACUGUCAUCAUCAUCAUCAUCACCAUCAGUACCAAACCUGCAGCCCUCCAGAUAUUUCCAAGUGAUGAACAGACACAAGCAAGUGCGCGCUGCACCUCCAGGGUUCAAUCUCGGCAGCCUGGGCUGGGUCCAACAUGGAGCAGACUUCGGAAAAGGCGAAGAAGAUCCUGUCAGCAAGAAAAGUACAGCGUCCGCCUACAUACAGGAACUGUCCCUAAAUACCGAGCGAUCCCAAAAGAAAUCCUUCAGUCACGCUUUAAAUAAGGACAGCACUGAACUCCUCCAUCCCGUUCUCUGUGGUGGGGACUGUAAGUUUCCACGGUGUGAGAAGACGUUUACCGAUCACCGGCAAUUUCUCAGACACCUGUAUGAUGACCAUCACUUGGACAACAAAAGCUCAGUGCAAUGCCUCAUCCAGACAGAGGUGGUGCACAACCUGGAAGAGCAGCUCGCUGUUGAGAAACGGAGACUCCUGGAGAUGCAAAGUUUGAUGACGGGAAAACUCGGCACGGUCCAUGUGUCUAAGCCGAGGGAAAGCAGCCUGAUCCUCCAACCAACCCAUCAUCCCGGAGUCUCCCCUUGGCCAGGACUCAACCUCUCUGUCCCCCUGCAGAAGGAAUUCUCCGACACCGUCCUGGCCUUAAGAAGACAGAUCUGGGAGGGCGCCAGCUUCAACAUAUUCGAGAACAUGACAACCUGCGUGGAGUAUUACAGGACGAACAAUGUGAGGCCACCCUUCACAUAUGCUUCCCUUAUCCGAUGGGCAAUUCUGGAGUCCCCACAAAAGCAGCUGGCAUUAAAUGAAAUCUACCACUGGUUCACUAAAAUGUUUGCUUUCUUCAGACUGAACAAGGUCACUUGGAAGAAUGCCGUGAGACACAACCUGAGCCUCCACAAAUGUUUCGUCCGAGUGGAGAACAUUAAGGGGGCCGUGUGGAUGGUGGACGAGCUGGAAUUCCAGAGGAAGAGGGGAGUGAAGAGCUGUCGCUGACCAGUCCAGCCUUUUGGCUCCUUAUAUACAGGUCGUCCUCUCUUAUACUAAAUAGUCAAGUCCCUCUCUGCCAAUAAAACCUGACUGUUCCUGAG
Messenger RNA from Hyla sarda, 1995 nucleotides. RefSeq names its product forkhead box P3 (gene FOXP3). Lineage: Eukaryota; Metazoa; Chordata; Amphibia; Anura; Hylidae. Gene Ontology annotation, cellular component: nucleus. Gene Ontology annotation, molecular function: RNA polymerase II cis-regulatory region sequence-specific DNA binding; DNA-binding transcription repressor activity, RNA polymerase II-specific. Bases 599 to 1900 code for a protein of 433 amino acids. Gene Ontology annotation, biological process: regulation of transcription by RNA polymerase II. The transcript has 13 exons. The record is from RefSeq and is a predicted model, not a curated record.